AUGUACGGACAGGCAAAAUGGCUGUUUCGGCGUCUCAUAUUUCUGACCGCAGACACUAAGGUCUGUUCUUCAACACAGUUGCCCCGACAUCUGACAAUCGAAAGUGUCGACCUAUUCCUACAAAGCAAAUACAAUGAAACGAUGAAUCGUCUCGGACAUGCCCAAGUCCUUCAGCUCCUAAAGUUCUGUCUCAGGAUGUACUUCACGUUUGACGGAACAAUCUACGAGCAGGUGAAGGUAGCAUUAAUGGGUUCGCCAAUUUCCGCAUUCAUCGCCGAGGCGAUCCUACAACGGUUAGAGUCACUGAUCUUCCAACACCACAGACCGAAAUUCUGGGCUCGGUAUGUGGAUGACACCUUUGUCUUCAUCGAACGGGAUCAGGUGCUUACAUUAAAAGAACCCCUCAACGCCGUCUUCCCGGACAUUCAAUUUACGAUGGAGGAGGAGCAAAAUAACCAGAUGGCCUUCCUGGAUGUCCUCGUCUGCCGCAAAGAUUGUGGUGGCCUAAAGAUUAAAGUGCUCACGAAAGCGACGAGCACGGCGCAAAUACUGAACUUCAACAGCAACCACCCGAUCCGUCACAAACGCAGAUGCGCGAGGACGCUAUAUAGGCGUAUUGAGACGCAUUGCAGUGAACCGGAAGACAAUGUUGCCAAAUUUUAA
This is a messenger RNA of Spirometra erinaceieuropaei, 663 nucleotides long. NCBI's taxonomy places the organism in Eukaryota, Metazoa, Platyhelminthes, Cestoda, Diphyllobothriidea, Diphyllobothriidae. The record is from the annotation of a GenBank genome assembly.